This is a messenger RNA of Quercus robur (English oak), 1121 nucleotides long. RefSeq names its product NADH-ubiquinone oxidoreductase chain 6. Gene Ontology annotation, molecular function: NADH dehydrogenase (ubiquinone) activity. Lineage: Eukaryota; Viridiplantae; Streptophyta; Magnoliopsida; Fagales; Fagaceae. The record is from RefSeq and is a predicted model, not a curated record.
UUUAAAUCUUAAUGCAAGCAAGGAAAGAUCAUUUUUCAAUUAUUACUUGCUGGGUCGGAGUGUAGAUGAGCGAGCAGAGCCUAGGAAAGAGGGAAACCCGUCAUGGAGUAAUCGACUAGAAGUAGAAGAUUGCUAGCCUGAGAGAAGGCGGCCUCUCUCAGGAAACAUGGCCCAAUUUUUCUUCUUUCUUUUUGAUUUCGGGUUUCUUUAUUUUUUCAGGGGCCCAGAAUGCUAAAAGGUAGGGGAGAAGCAAGCCUAACCUUUGAUCGACCUAGACACAUAAAAAAUUCUCAGCGUCGAAAGAGAUUUGAGAUUUCGUAAGUAACUCAGUGAGUGCUUUCUAAGAAGGGCUUGGCUUGGAAGAAGAAAAUGAAAUAUGAAUAACUGCACUGGUUGUAAUAGAUCGACUUUCAUGCUAGUUCUUGCUCCAGCAUGAAAGUUCCAUUUCAGGGAAGGACAAUGUACCAAUGAUACUUUCUAUUUUGUCGAGCCCUGCUUUGGUCUCUGGUUUGAUGGUUGUACGUGCUAAAAAUCCAAUACAUUCUAUUUUGUUUCCUAUCCCAGUCUUUUGCGACACUUCAGGUUUACUUCUUUUGUUAGGUCUUGACUUCUCCGCUAUGAUCUUCCCAGUAGUUCAUAUAGGAGCUAUAGCCAUUUCAUUCCUAUUCAUUGUUAUGAUGUUCCAUAUUCAAAUAGCGGAGAUUCACGAAGAAGUAUUGCGCUAUUUACCAGUGAGUGGUAUUAUUGGACUGAUCCUUUGGUGGGAAAUGUUCUUCAUUUUAGAUAAUGAAACCAUUCCAUUACUACCAACCCAGAGAAAUAUGACCUGUCUGAGAUAUACGGCUUAUGCCAGAAAGGUAUGAAGUUGGACUAAUUUGGAAACAUUGGGCAAUUUACUUUAUACCUACUAUUCCGUCUGGUUUUUGGUUCUUAGUCUUAUUUUAUUAGUAGCCAUGAUUGGGGCUAUAGUACUGACUAUGCAUAGGACUACUAAGCUGAAAAGACAGGAUGUAUUCCAACAAAAUGCUAUUGAUUUUAGGAGGACUAUAAUAAGGAGGACGACAGACCACUCACGAUCUACUAAAAGGAAAGUAGCUGAUUGGUUCAAAUCCAAUUCGUGA